Messenger RNA from Mustela lutreola (European mink), 2058 nucleotides. It is a transcript of the gene C1QL4, whose product is annotated as complement C1q like 4. The record is from RefSeq and is a predicted model, not a curated record. Gene Ontology annotation, molecular function: protein binding. NCBI's taxonomy places the organism in Eukaryota, Metazoa, Chordata, Mammalia, Carnivora, Mustelidae. The coding region runs from base 692 to 1408 and encodes 238 amino acids. The transcript is spliced from 2 exons.
GGGAGGGAGGGGAGGAAGGUUAGGGACGCAGAGAGGGAGAGCUCCAGCUGGAGAGAAACGCGGGUCCAGGGCUCUAGCAGGGGCUGGGGCCGCGGCUGGGGUAGAAAGGUGCGUCAGUGCUCGCCAAGAGCCAGAGCGCAAACCUACGAGGAGGUCGAGUCCGGCGGGCGCCACCCGCAGCGCCGAGCCCGGGACGUCCAGAGCGCGGAGAGUAGUCCCUGGCUCCGGCCAGGAGCGAUCCGUCUGGGUAGCCGGGGACCUAGGCGCCGCCAUCCUUGAGAAAACAGCUGUCCGGAGAGCAGGCAUCCUAGAUCUGUAAGAAACCGGCCGUCCGAGAAGCCGUUGAUUUCAGGCGCCCGGGAACGUUAGGCUGAAAGGGAGGGUAAUAGAGAACCACGGGUUUUGAACCGUCUGGAGCCCCCUGGCCCAACCCACGGGGGGGACCUCCGCCUUGACGGAAGGUUUGGGGAACGGCACCGCUGAGGCGGGAGCCCGCAGGGCCGGGGGGGCCGGGCGCAGCCGUCGGGGGGGUCCCGACCCAGGCCCGAGCCCGGCCACCGCCUCGGGGGCCGGCGGAGAGCCCCGGGCCUCCGCCGCCAUUGCGCCCAAGAGUGAGGAGGAUCUGCUGGCCCUGGCCGCGUCGCGGCUGAGCCGCCGCAAGCGGGUGGCAGGCGCGGCCGUCGGGGUGGCCAUGGUGCUGCUGCUGCUGGUGGCCAUUCCGCUGCUGGUGCACAGCUCCCGCGGGCCAGCUCACUAUGAGAUGCUGGGUCGCUGCCGCAUGGUAUGCGACCCACACGGGCCGCGAGGCCCUGGACCCGACGGCGCUCCCGCCUCUGUGCCCCCCUUCCCUCCGGGCGCCAAGGGAGAGGUGGGCCGGCGCGGGAAGGCAGGUCUGCGAGGGCCCCCGGGCCCCCCAGGCCCCAGAGGGCCUCCAGGAGAGCCGGGCAGGCCAGGUCCACCCGGUCCUCCCGGCCCAGGCCCUGGCGGGGUGGCGCCCCCUGCAGGCUACGUGCCUCGCAUCGCCUUCUACGCGGGUCUGCGGCGGCCACACGAAGGUUACGAGGUGUUGCGCUUCGACGACGUGGUCACCAAUGUGGGGAACGCUUACGAGGCGGCCAGCGGCAAGUUCACCUGCCCCAUGCCAGGUGUCUACUUCUUCGCUUACCAUGUACUCAUGCGCGGCGGUGACGGCACCAGCAUGUGGGCCGACCUGAUGAAGAAUGGACAGGUCCGGGCCAGCGCCAUCGCUCAGGACGCCGACCAGAACUAUGACUACGCCAGCAACAGUGUCAUCCUGCACCUGGAUGUGGGUGACGAAGUCUUCAUCAAGCUGGACGGCGGGAAGGUGCACGGCGGUAACACCAACAAGUACAGCACCUUCUCCGGCUUCAUCAUCUACCCGGACUGAGCAGGGCCCCAUCCCCCGCGCCCCCGCUCGCCCUUCGCCUCCGCUCCCCUCUUCACCCACCUCCAGCCGACCCCACCCAACGUGCCACCCCUUCCUUUGAGAGCCUGGCGGUGGGGCGGACCCUCCCGCUCCCGAGGCAGCCUUGCUGGGUGGACUCUCCACGAUCCCGGGGAUGGGGAUCGAAGUGGCUGGGGAGAGGAGGAGGUCGUGCUGAGGAGGAGCAGAGCGGCUCCGGAAGGGCCCCCCUGGGGUCAGAGUGCGUGCCUGUGAAAGCGGAGGUCCAGACCAUCUCUACUGCGGGGGGCUGGGGGACAGCUUUACCAUCCGGAGCUGCAAGCAGAAAGGAAGCCCUGGCAUUCGAGGGAGGCCCUCUGCGGCAGGGGUGGAAAGCAGAAACAGGAGCCCAUCCAGGUGGGAGGAGAGGAAACGUUUGGCUGGCGCUUGUCCCCUGUCACAACUUUCUCUCCAUCCUCUCCUCCCUUCAUCUCCAUUUUCAGGCUCCAGGCUCCGGCCUAGCAGCCUUCCUGCGAACUGGAGGAACCAGUGAAUUCUUUCCUAGCAUUUAUAACUCAUUCUGUACAGUCCCCAUUUCCCGCCCAUCCUGCCUAGGCCCUGGGGCUACAGCUGCUGUUGCCUUGCCCAAUAAAGUG